Molecule: messenger RNA, 513 nt
Organism: Tigriopus californicus
Lineage: Eukaryota; Metazoa; Arthropoda; Copepoda; Harpacticoida; Harpacticidae
Exons: 2
Coding region: 1-513 (170 amino acids)
Source: RefSeq, a predicted model, not a curated record
AUGGCGGAAAAGUUGAUCCAAGAAUUGGCUGCUGUUCGAGUCAUUGUGCCGUGCAACGUCCCAACCGAAUGGACUAGCCCCAUGCACUUCGUUGGCAAGCCAGGCGGCAAAAAGGUCUUCCUUGUGACUGAUUACCGCCAACUGAACAAAGCUGUAAAGCGCCAUAUUCACCCGUUUUAUUCGGCCAACGAUCUAAUGAGGAAGGUGCCACUGGAUGAGGAUAGCUCGCUUCUCACGGCGCUCUCUGGCAAAUGGUUCUAUACUCUAGCACCCAUGGGCCUAAGUUCAAGUUCAGACGAAUUCAAUAUUCGGACUGAUCGAGCAGUCGCGUGUUUGGGCAAUUGGUUGUUGAAAAUCGUCGAUGAUAUGGCCUUUCAGGAUCCCACCCUCGAUCUUGCCCUCAGUCGCCUUGAAUUAGUGCUUGAACGUUGCAGAAAGGCGGGCAUCAAGUUAAGUCUUGAUAAAAUGCAAAUUGGCCAGGAGAUUUCCUACACUGGAUUUGUUUUGAGUUGA